Molecule: messenger RNA, 306 nt
Organism: Cynara cardunculus var. scolymus (artichoke)
Lineage: Eukaryota; Viridiplantae; Streptophyta; Magnoliopsida; Asterales; Asteraceae
Exons: 1
Coding region: 1-306 (101 amino acids)
Source: RefSeq, a predicted model, not a curated record
AUGUCUCCAUAUAAGCUAGUCUAUGGAAAAGUCUGCCAUUUGCCUUUAGAACUUGAGCAUAAAGCAUACUGGGCUAUCAAAGAGCACAAUAUGUCAUUGGACGAAGCCGGAAAGAAAAGAAAGUUACAACUGUGUGAAAUGGAGGAACAAAGACAAAUGUCUUAUGAGAAUGCCAAGCUUUAUAAAGAAAAGACAAAGAAUUGGCAUGAUAACAGAAUCCAACACCGAGAGUUGAAAGGAGGGCAGAAAAUCCUCCUGUUUAACUCUAGGUUGAAACUAUUCCCGGAAAAGCUCAAGUCUAGGUGA